AUGGCCUACAGAUUCUUCUUUCGAGAAUGGCGGUUGAAGAAGAUCAUGUGGUGGAUUAUGAUCGCAGAACUCGCAGGCAUCGUAUCGGCACUCGUCAUGUUUGGCAUUGCACAGCCUGAUGCGUAUCGCACGACAAUGUGGAAAGUCGGCUUUCUCAACCAUUUCAACUCGAACCCCAACAUGAUCCUCUACGCUUAUGCCAACCAUCGGCCGCUUCCCAAGAUUCCGUUCGUAUGGUCGCAAACAUUGACAAACUUUAAUGUUGCCAUUUCCGUUCUGUCUCUCUUCGUCCUUCUAGCGAAGCUCAUCUCUUUCAUUAUGAAAGUAUAUUACCCAGUCAUCGGUGUCUUCGCCAGCUUCGCCAUGACCGCACUGUAUGCCACAAGUGUCUAUGGACAAGCUGGCCCGGACUACGCGGACUCGCGCUAUCCCAGCCCGGUAGCAUGGUACAUCCGCAAAAGCUGUGAUCCAGCGCGGCCGUGGAACGCGUAUAAGAGUUGCCAGUUGGCAAAGGGCAGUUUUGCCGUCACGGUCUACUUACUCUUCAUCUACGUGGUCAUGCUUGGCCUGGCGAUCAACUCCAUGAUUCCACGCAAAGAUGACAAGAUGUUGGACGAGGAGGAGGACGAUAGCCCGAAGACGGACAAGCACUACGAGAUGAUGCCCGCUAAUCCGCGCCAGCCUAUGCCAUUUACUCCCAGGACGCAGGCAUUCCACACCCUGGACAGGAAACUUCCAUUCCGGCAGCAACAGUAUACUUAG
Phaeoacremonium minimum UCRPA7 is the source of this 762-nucleotide messenger RNA. RefSeq lists its product as hypothetical. The record is from RefSeq and is a predicted model, not a curated record. The transcript is spliced from 3 exons. The coding region runs from base 1 to 762 and encodes 253 amino acids. Lineage: Eukaryota; Fungi; Ascomycota; Sordariomycetes; Togniniales; Togniniaceae.